AUGCUAUUAUCGGACGCGGGCUUUACCCACUUGUUCCUUAUAUUGUCCUGGAAUUUGAUGUGCCGUUCAAGUUCAACCGCGUCUGUUCGCAUUGCCCACUUUACGGACGAAGGAGACGCUCUGGGUGUCACAUUUUUCAAGUCCAAGACAGACCUAGGUGGGACAAAACGCCGGGACCCAAAGCAAUUGUACGCCAAUCCGAUGCAACCAGUCGUGCUGCAUUCUGGCUCUGGUCAUGUUCCUGGCUUGCAACUCCGAACACGACUCCGGGAAACUCUUUCCUGGACCCUCCCAGCGUGA
Messenger RNA from Aphanomyces invadans, 300 nucleotides. RefSeq lists its product as hypothetical. The transcript has a single exon. NCBI's taxonomy places the organism in Eukaryota, Oomycota, Saprolegniomycetes, Saprolegniales, Verrucalvaceae. The record is from RefSeq and is a predicted model, not a curated record. Bases 1 to 300 code for a protein of 99 amino acids.